Letharia lupina is the source of this 2301-nucleotide messenger RNA. RefSeq lists its product as uncharacterized. The transcript has 3 exons. The record is from RefSeq and is a predicted model, not a curated record. Lineage: Eukaryota; Fungi; Ascomycota; Lecanoromycetes; Lecanorales; Parmeliaceae. Bases 1 to 2301 code for a protein of 766 amino acids.
AUGCUGGUCUUUGCUGUCACCUUCUUCGUCAGUAAUUAUGAUGAUAGUACAUUCAUCCCCUCCCUUCUACGCCUGGCGGUCGAGACGACAAAGCCCUGGCAAGAUUUUGACCUCUUGGCUGCGGUAAUCGACGGAAUACCGCAAACAUGGUCAACCGCACCUUACAGACUACGAGGUAGCCAUUCUGCAGAUGUGGAUUCUGUACCUAAAACUCGAAUGGAACGUGGAUUCGAAGGAAUCUCUGUGGCCGUACUUGAUUCCGAAACUGCCGCCCCUGAUCUUUGGUCACCCAAGGAUAUGUUCGAUGAACGAGAAACGAUGACGAUCCAGCAACGGUGUACAUUGUCCUUCUCACUUCCUCCGAGCCCUGGCGUGCGCACCCAACUCUCUGAAAACUCAGCCUCCCAGCCUUUGGUAAAGCGGAUAUUACAAUUGCCUGUGACUAACACUCUUUUCCAGAAUGGGAAAACGUCCACUCUCUUCUCACAAAGGUGGAAUGUACAACGCAGCGAAGAAUCUAUCUCGGAACAUGUGUGCAGUAAGAAGACCUGGUUACCACAGCAGAUCGUUCAAAUGGGCGCUGUCUUUGCAGAUGAGGGCAUGCGACUCCAACUUGACCAUCUCGUACAUUCGCUUCUGAUGCCCAUUACUCCAGCUAGGACCAUUACAGCUGCUGUCGGUAACAUUGUUCGCAAGAUCAGUGGGGGCGAUGCCUUGGCCGAAGCUGCGCCUGCAUCAGAAGAAUUGGAAAGAGCGAUAUCCACUGCCAUCCAGCAAGGCCAGAUACCCGCUCAGCAAGCUGGUGUCUGGGCGCUCAUUAGACCUCAAAGGUAUGCCGCGUUGGACCGGGCUGCUCAAAUUCAAGGCACCGUGCGUGAAAGAAUCCAGUAUGCCGUCCUGUCCGGAGGUCGACUUCACAAAGUGCUCAGUGGCGGAGGUGGUUGGGGUGAGAAGCACGGUCUUUUGGCCUUGGAUCCAGACUCAGAUUACAGCCACCAUCAUCGAGCACUUGAGCCAUCGUUUGGAGACGAUCAGGACGUUGAAACGAGAAAACGUGAAGCUCUCGGAGAAGUUGCAAAGCCGGGAGAUACCAUUACGUUCUAUGUGUACAAGUCGCUUUCAGAUGCUGAUCCUGCUAACCUUGAUACACCUGUGUUCUCGAACAGCAAUCAAGCUGCUGCUGCGACUCUCAUCUUUGGCUCUCUGCCGUCGACCAUGGAUGCCAUGCCAGUACUUGACACUACCGAGGUUGAGGCCCACGCUCAAUCUGAAUUAACGGUGGAGGAAAAUCAUUUUGGCAUGCUCUCGGAGCAAGGCAUGAGCUUAGAGACUUCGUUCAUCAAUACGAAUAUCACCGCGAACAGGAUGCAGUAUCUGAAGACCGAAUUGUAUAGACAAGCCUAUGAAGUCCGCCGCAAGAACACAGUAACCACGAAACUGGAUGCUCCUUACACGCUCCUCUCGAUACGAGGGCAAGCUUCGAAAGUCCCAGUCAGCGGCGAAGUCAAGGGGGAAGAACUUCAGGCUCCCAAUGUGCGUCUACAAGAUCUGAUGCCACAAGAGCCGUCGACGCCAACCAGUACAAGCAAAUAUAAUACCGCACUGGUCCAGAAAGUUCCCAAACUACGCGAUCAGAAACAAGAAGUUCAACGAUUAAUAGGACCAGGGUUUAUGCAAGCUAAGUUGAAUAGUAGAAGAAUUGCGGAGGCGAAAUUUCAAAGUGAGCGAUACCCAAAGAUUUCCGAAAACGUCGCGAGGAAGAUUGCGAAAAAAGCAGCGAAAAAAGCAGUGAACAAUCGCAAUAAGGGUAAGACAGACGACGGUACUAGAUUCACGGUCAGAUUCACAUCCCAGGAACAAAAACCUUCUCGUCAAGUGAUUUUACAACCAGAGGCGCAAGACGCACCAGGUCCAAUCACAAUAAAGCGACACUUCUCCCUUGGCCCAGGCAACGACUAUCAAAGGCACGGGGCAACCCCAGAACAAAAACCCGAAAUGAAAACCGAACCAAUAUCUGCGAGCAAACCAUUCGCUGACGACGUUAAGUACAGAAACCAGCAGCUCCAGUCUCAAGGCUCGGUACCAAUAAUCAGGGAGGAAAGUGAAGGCAAAGACCCGGGUACCGCUUGUAAAGGCAAAUAUGGCAACGUCUUUAUGCUCAGGAAACACGCCACGAUGAAUCCAUUUGAGAGGCUACAAGCAAUUCAGCAAGUAGGAGAGAUAACAUCCAGAGACCAAGCGAUGGGGCUCCACAGCCAGUAUCAUUUACCACUUUUCGAUGAACAGCAGGAAGGUGUGUGA